GCCGGCCGGCGCCACACUCUCGACGAUGACGGCGACGCGCGCAGUGCCACCGCUGCUGCUGCUGCUGGCCGCCUCGGCCGCCGGCCAGGUGAUGUUCGCUGGCAGCUGCCCCCGGCCGCCCGUGGUGCGCCACUUCCAGGCGGAGCGCUACCUCGGCAAGUGGUACGAGUACAGCAACUACUUCGCCAUCUUCCAGGUAGGCGGCACGUGCGUGACGGCCACGUACUCGGACGCUGGCUACGGCCGCAUCGGCGUGCUGAACCAGUCGCGGAAGAACGGACGGAAGAACGACAUCCGCGGGCAGGCGGUACCGGCCGGCAGGCAGGGGGAAGCGAAGCUGCGCGUCAGCUUCCAGGGCACGCCGAGCUUCGGCAGCGGACCCAACUACAACGUCAUCGACACCGACUACCACAACUACGCCAUCGUCUGGUCCUGUACCGACAUGAAGCUGUUCAAUGCGCAGAUCCUGUGGAUCCUGACGCGCGAGCGCUUCCCCGACCCGUAUCUUAUCAAGGACGUCAGGCGCAAGAUCCGCCGCUACGGCCUGGACCCGAGCAAGCUGCAGCGUACGGACCAGAAGAACUGCCCGUACGGUCACUGAGCAUGCGCCGGCCGCCGCGGCUGUCGAGCCGGGGACCGCCGCAGCCCGCGGGCCGGGGACCGCGGCGGCCCGGGAGACCGGGGACCGCCGCGGCUCGGGAGACCGGGGACCGCGGCGGCUCGGGAGACCGGAGACCGCGGCGGCUCGGGAGACCGGGGACCACGGCGGCUCGGGAGACCGGGGACCGCGGCGGCUCGGGAGACCGGAGACCGCGGCGGCUCGGGAGACCGGAGACCGCGGCGGCUCGGGAGACCGGGGACCACGGCGGCUCGGAAGACCGGGGACCGCCGCGGCUCGGAAGACCGGGGACCGCCGCGGCUCGGGAAACUGGGGACCGCGGCGGCUCGGGAGACUGCGGUGUAGACCGAGACUGUGACAGGUCGGACGCCGGGGGAUCUCCGUCGGCUGCGGGCUGACACUGAGCGGUGUCAGCGCGGCUCACUGUUGCCGGCGCCAGCUGUUGUCGACCAAGCAGUGAUGGCAAGUGGUUGAUAAGCGGCAUGUGGCUUACCAGCGGAAUCGUGCUGUGAUCACCUGCCCCAACCAGGUCGCGCCGUGAUUCCAGGAAAUAAUUUGCGGGGGCGUCCUAUGGAUGCCCACGGCUGGUAUUCCAGUGAGGCUAACGUGUCGCGUUUACUGGACAUGAAUAAAAUCGAGGCAUUAAACGCUCACGAUACAUUGUUUCAACACAUGGAUGCCGUAUCUACAGUAAAUACACAUAUUCGUGGGGGCUUCGCGA
Messenger RNA from Pollicipes pollicipes, 1340 nucleotides. Its product is annotated as apolipoprotein D. Gene Ontology annotation, biological process: tissue regeneration; lipid metabolic process; response to reactive oxygen species. The transcript has a single exon. The coding region runs from base 26 to 601 and encodes 191 amino acids. Gene Ontology annotation, molecular function: lipid binding. Gene Ontology annotation, cellular component: cytoplasm. Lineage: Eukaryota; Metazoa; Arthropoda; Thecostraca; Pollicipedomorpha; Pollicipedidae. The record is from RefSeq and is a predicted model, not a curated record.